AGCAUUGGUUUUUCUGCAUUUAGUAUCAUAUCAUUUAUUCAUAACCACGUUUUGCAAUGACGUUUUGGACUUGUUUAUCUGCUACUGUUUUUGGUUUCUGUUAAUUAAUAAUGGAGAGAAGGAUUAAAUUAGUGACACCCAAAUCCAUAAUAUUUUGUUAUUUAUGAAAUUGGAAGUAUAAGUGGAUGCUUUAGAUUUAUUUGCUAUAAUGGCCCUAAGAAGCUUUGUUGAUAUCUUUACAAAUUAGAAUCAUGUGGUUGAAGAUGCCAAUGAAUUGUUUGAUAAAAUGCCUGAAAGAUUAACAAAUGUGUUACAGAAUUUAUUUAUGAUUGUUAUGAUUCUGAGAGUUUUGUUUUCUGUGUAAAAUUGUUUAUAAGAUAGAAUUCAACUGAAAGGAAGUUUCUGUGAGAAGCAAAAGCAUUUGAAUGCUUUAGUAUAUCAUAACUAUGUUCCUGAAUUAAUUAUUUUUUUGAGUGCUUCAUUUCGUUCCAGUUCACUAACUGCAGAAAAUUAUAUUAUUACUGGUUAGAAUUUUUUAGUUUAGAAACAUAUUUGAAAAUUAGCGAAUAGUUUAGUUGACAAAGGCUAUACUGUACCCACCUUCGAAAGUGGAAUACAAUCUGAAACUCUAAUAUUGACGUCAGUCUUCGGAAUGGUCCUCUUAGCCUUUACCGUUGAACUUAUAAUUCCGAGAAGUAUCGUCGAUCGUCGUUAGAAUUUCAAGUUAUUUUUAAAGACAUUUCAUUAUUUGACUAUAAUAAUAAAUAAAUAAAUAAAUAAAAAAGACUGUUAAACCCAGUCCGUUGUGGGGAAAAAUGCAUGUAGUUCGAGUACCCACUACACGGUUUUGGACUUUGGUUACCCACUUUCACAAUCCAACUAUUGAAGAACCCUAAACCUAAUCCCCUAAUGCGGUUCGUAUCUCUUUGGUUUGUCGCUGCAUUUGCAUCAGAAAAUCCGAUUCGUUGCUCGUGAUUUCAUUUGCACACUCUCAGAUUCCUAAUUCCCUCACUGUUUUGUUUGUGUACUUUCAAAAGUCUUAGGUUUCCCGUGAUUUCAUCUUUGCACUGAAUUAAGGUAUUUCAUUCUGUUUGAUUCUCUCUUUACAUUUCGUUUGUUCAUGUGAUUUUGUGGUUGGUUUGAAUCUAUUAAUUCUCAGGUGUUUUACCUAGUAUUUCACUUAACUAUGUUCCUGUUUUAAAAUUUUAUACUUUAAUGAUGUUUGCUUCAGUUAAUGCUAAUGUGCUUCUAUAUAUUCCGUCAAAAAAACAAUGUGCUUGUAUAUAUUUACAUCUCAAAUACUGUGAAUUUCGUUUGAUAAUGAAAAAUAAGAAGUGUAAUUACCUCUUAGUCUGACAGGUGCCUCCUGCACUUUCAAGGACACACAUGAGGUGAUGAUAUUGGAUGCAUUUUCCUUCUGAAGUCAUUCAUCAAUGAGUUUUUCCUGUUUCAAAUUUACUUCGUACAAGUCACUAGUUUAGAGGUUGAGGAUCUUUUUUACUUUACUAAGUCUUGACAGAAGAAAUACAAAUGGCACAUUCAAUGAGCUUGAUCUCUAUCGGCCUCGGAUUUGGUCAAAUUCCUAAAACUAAAGUCAGUGUAUGUGGAAGGUUUAGUCCAAGAUCUUCAGUGAGGCUUCGAAUUCAGGCUGUGCAAGAAAACGGCGGACCACGGAGACUAGUCGACAUUAUCAGACUCGUGCCUGACCUCUCGAGGAAUUACUUUAGAACUCCUUCACGCAGGACUUUGUUUGGUGGAAUCUCCUUGUUGGGUGGAUUCUAUGUUGCGCAAACAAUUUCACUGUCUUUUGGAGCUCUAGGAGUCAAUGAUGUUAUUGCUGCAGUGGUAUGUGUUCUUCUUACUGAGUAUGUAACUAAGUUCUAUUACAGCCGACCGAAAAUUACUUUCCCUGUUGCUCUUCUCAACAACUUCAAGAUGGGCUUCACAUAUGGACUUUUCAUUGAUGCCUUUAAGCUUGCUAGUUGAUCCUCAACAUCUAAAUGCAACUUCUCAAGAUUAUUUGCCCUCCAAAAUUGGUUUGGCUGUGUUUGUCCACCAAGCUUGUACAUGCUAGAACUGUUUAAUAUAUAAAUGCAACUUCUCAAGAUACAUAGUUACAUGGUAGCUAUCCAUAUUUGGUUUGAUUGUGUUUCACCACCAAUCUUGUACAUGUAAGAAAUUGCUUUAGAACUAUCAUCUGAUGUAUUGUACAUCAGCUCGAAUGCAUGUAAUCUAUAAAUCGUAUCAAUUAUUUUUUACAAUGUAAUGGCGUUAUUUGAUUCAUA
This is a messenger RNA of Cicer arietinum (chickpea), 2285 nucleotides long. RefSeq lists its product as uncharacterized. The record is from RefSeq and is a predicted model, not a curated record. Lineage: Eukaryota; Viridiplantae; Streptophyta; Magnoliopsida; Fabales; Fabaceae.